This is a messenger RNA of Hirsutella rhossiliensis, 2892 nucleotides long. RefSeq names its product ATP-dependent DNA helicase PIF1. Bases 1 to 2892 code for a protein of 963 amino acids. NCBI's taxonomy places the organism in Eukaryota, Fungi, Ascomycota, Sordariomycetes, Hypocreales, Ophiocordycipitaceae. The transcript has 6 exons. The record is from RefSeq and is a predicted model, not a curated record.
AUGAAUCGGCAGCCCGGGGGAGAGCGGAAGAGGAAGGGCCGCACCCCCGGCGGGCAGGCCUUAGGGAAAUGCUCCCGGGUCCGGGUGGGCCAGAAAACCCCAAGACGGAGGGAGCUGCAGGCCGAGGACCUAGCCAGCGUACUGCAGCACCUCGAGGAGGAGUUCGCGGCGGGCGAGAGGCUCGCAGACGAGCAGACGUGGUGCAUGCCGGUGCCGCGCGCGAGGCAGGUGCGAACGGUGCAGAGGUUCUACCGGGCGUUCCACGACGCCGGCACGCUACCGGUCUUGACCUGCAAGAGGGCUUCGCCUGGCAUGCACCUCCACGGCCGGCUCGGCUGCGAGCACGCGUACCCCGACGAGCUCAAGGGCCUCACGCCGGUCGAGGAGAAGCUGAUCUCGCUCAACUCGUGCUACGGCUUCGUGACGAGGUAUAGCAUCCCCGGCGGGCAGAGGCAGAGCGUGAGGUAUCCGAGGCACGUCAAGGGCCAUAUCACGGUAUUCCCGAAUGACGUGCAGGGGCUGGUGACCAAGGUGCUCCCGCACCCGCUAGUCCGGGUUAUGGACGAGAUCCAUGUCUCGUGGCAGGGGGCCGAGAAGCCGGGGCCACGCGACCUGUCGGGCCUCCUGUCGGUAAGGCGGCGGGCGGUCGAGAGGGCGCUCGUCUGGCUUAAGGAGAACAACCCGCUCUACGGCGAGGUCGAGAUCGACGUGGCGGAGAUGGAGAGCUGGGGGGCGCCGCCGCACGGGGUGCCGUCGGUGGUAUGCGAGCGCCUGGAGCGAAACGAGCCGUCAGCGCGGGAGAGGACGCGGACCGCGCAGGUGGUGCCGCCGACGGAGCGGGCCAUGGACGACGAGGGCGCGGUCGAGAUCGAGGAGAUCCUCGUCAUGUUAAGCCAGGGGCGGGAUCCCGCGGAGAGGAGUCGCGACGUCAGGCCCACGUGCGACGACGAAGAGGACGGCGCUAGGCCCGAAGAGGGCGGGGAAGUAAUCAACGAGGUGACGUCGUCCGGCAUGUUCCCGCUCGACGGGCCGCCAGGGGUGGCGGACGCCGAGAAGAUUCGCUUCGCCCGCGACGCCGUCGGGCCCGACGGAGCGCGCGCCCGCGCAGGCCCGAGGACGUGGGUGGGGACGGCGGCCGGAGGGGCGGCGCGCGGCGGCGAUGGCGACAAGUACGAGCCCUAUAUCCAGGUACGGCGCGGCAACGAGUUCGCCGACUCGGCGGACGCCUCCUUCUUCGCCAAGACCUUCCCGACGCUAUUUCCUUUGGCCGAGACUACCGGGUGGCGGGGCCGGGCUGCCGAGGCGGAGCGGGUCGCGGAGGGCCUCACGUCGACCCGGAACAUGAACCUCCAAGCAUGGGCCGACGUCGUGCUACGGCGCCACGGCGGCCGGAACCGCCAGGCCAGUAUGCUAGGCGUAACGAGGAAGAACUUCGCAAAGGUCGAGGGUCUACUAAAGUCGUUAACGACGCAGAGGCUCGAGGCGGCGAGGGUCGAGCUCGAGGCCACGGGCAAGACCGGCGACGACGGGGUAAAGGAGCUCCGGUCCCUAUCGGUGUUUGGCCACCGGCAGCCGAUGUCGAGGGAGAGCCGCCUAAGUAUGCGGAAGAAGAUACUAUCUCUCAUCGUCAGAUACGGGGUGCCGGCCAUUUGGUUCACGCUAAACCCGAACGAUAUUACGAACCCGGUAAAGCUACGGCUGGCGGCGUACCGCGCCCGCGACCCCGAAGCGGCCGAGGCCUUCCUAAGAGAGCUAGGGACUGCGUAUAAGCGGGUGCGGCUGGCGAUAGCGGACCCGAUGAGCGCGGCCGUCUUCUUUCACCGGGAGAUAAAGCUCUUCUUCGAGCAUUACGUCGACGUCGGGGACGAGUCGGUGUUCGGGCACGUCGGGGCGUACUACGGGGCGGUAGAGACGAACGAACGAGGUGCUCUCCACCUCCACGGGCUUCUCUGGCUAAAGGGCAAUGCGCGCCUCGGCGAGGCGCUGGCCGGCGCCGGCGGCGAGGAGCAGGCAGCGUACCGGGAGCGAAUAAUCCGCUACGUAGACAGCGUCUUCUCCGAGGAGCUAGACGCAGAAGGGCACCACGCUGUGCAGGCGGAGCGGUCGAUCACGGCGCACAUGUCGUCGUGGCUUGACGACGUCGAGCGCUUAACGGACGCGUUCGACGAGGAGGCCAACUUCUGCGCCGGCGCGACGCAGGUCCACACGCAUAGCGCGACCUGCGUCAAGUACUCGCUCGCGGGGCCGGUCGUGGGCGACCUCUGCCGUUUUAAGGCGCCCUGGAGGCUAGUAGAGAGGACGGCGCUCACGGCGGACGGCGUGCUGGAGAUCCGGCGGACACAUAGCAUGGUGAACCGGUGGAACAAGGCGAUGGCGGUAGGGCUGCGGCACAACCACGACAUCUCGUUCAUCGCGACGCAGCGCAAGACCAUGGCCCUGAUCUACUACAUCACCAACUAUGCGACUAAGGUCGAGGUGAUCGCCGACCUCCUGGGGUAUCCCGCGGAGUUUUGCAGCGGCGCGGCGUGGGCGUACGUGAACACGAACCAGCUCUACUGGGCCGUCUUCCGCCAGUGGCGGCACCUCCGACUGGCGAGCGGGGUAGAGGCGACGGCGAGCGACGCGCCGGACGAGACGGUCGUCGUCGAGGAGGCGGGGCCGAGGAUCUCCUUCAUCGAGGCCUACCGGCAUAGAGGCGGGCUCCUACAGGGCCUCUGUCUCUACGACUACGCGUCGCUCGUAAGGCUGAAACGGAAUGGCGGAGGCGCCGAGGGCUGCGCGGCCUGGGGCGAGAUACCCUUUAACGAGAGCUGGGCUCCGGGAAGGACUGGGCGCAAGUGCUCAGACGGCCGGGUAAGGGGCGAGCGUACGCCUAGACGGGUACCUCAGUAA